AUGAGAGAACUGCUAACGUUGGUGUCACUGCUGGUGGGCGGCGUGGUGGCAGAAGCACCCUACGCGCCGAGUGGGUGGAGGCCGGACGGGCCCGCUUUCGUGAUACCCGAGAGAAACCAAUUUGUAAGUCCCCAACAGCAGUAUUUGCCACCUGUGGACCCUAGAAGGCCACUAACACCCAACAAUUUCGACGAGGGUGACGUUUCGGUUCAAGGCCUGCCUAGCAUCGAACCUCAACCGAUAUUCGAAGUGUCACCCAUUAACGGACAGCAGUUUACUGGACCCGGUAUUAAUGCUGAUGUUGACAGACUGAAUCCCAGUUUCCAGCAAGCACAGUACCAACAACAGCUAGAAAGAGCACGCCAAUUUGCCAGGCAGCGAGAGUUUGAAAACAACCUCGCUAGGGUCCCAUCCAACGGACUACCAAACCAACAGUCACCAAGACAAUUCGCUUCACCAACAACUUCUACUACUACUCCAAAACCUGAAUUUAAAACAGUAGAAGCUGAGACAACCACAGAAUCCAUAAAUCUAAAUAAAGGAGAAACUUUAGAUGAACCUAAUACAAGAGAUCAAAAGGACAAAGUUGCCGUUGAAGUAACAAAGCAAAACCUGCAAGAGUAUCCGCCGGAACUGUUCCUGAGUCCCUUAGCUCAAUUGAAACUGCAGCCACAAUUUGUACCUUUCGGUCCGCAAUUUGGUCAACUAAGAGCACCUCUGUUUUACCAACCUGCCCAGUUACAAGAUGGAAGGUCACCGGGUUUUGAUGGCCCAGCGCAUCUAUCUGCCUUGCCAUCAGUACUGGCUCAGCGUGAAUUAUUAUCUCAACAAGCACAAGGUAAAGGUCAAGGUUUUGCCCAAAAUCCUAUAAUAGUUCAACAACAACCAUCGUUUAUACAGGAACCGAUUAAUCAAUAUCAACCCGUACGUCCUGUACAACGGGUACAACCUGUCCAACCAGUUGACCCUGUUCAAAAUGAGGAAUCUGAUCAGGAUGAUGAACCAGAUGUAGAGUCUAUCCAAUCGGGACAACCUACAAAAAAACAAGGUCAACCUUUGCCACAAUUUCAAGGGCAGCAGGUCAUUUUACAGCAGCAGCCAAUAAAUCAGAUUCAACUAGAUCAAUUCCGACAAUCGCAAUUACAGUUCCAACCUCAACCGCAGGUACAAUACCAACCUCAACAAAUUCAACCGCAAUUAGCUCAACCAAAUCAAUUUACACAGCCACAGCUACAAUUCCAACCUCAACCGCAGCUAUUCCAGCCGCAGCAGGCGCAAGCAAAUCAAUUCCCCCAACCUCAGUUACAACUCCAACCGCAACCAGCUCAACCAAAUCAAUUUCCCCAACCACAAUUGCAGUUCCAACCCCAACCUUCACAGCCAAAUCCAUUCCCGCAGCCACAAUUGCAGUUCCAACCCCAACCUGCACAGCCAAAUCAAUUCCCGCAACCACAAUUGCAGUUCCAACCCCAACCUGCACAACCAAAUCAAUUUUUGCAACCAGAAAGACCAAAGGACGUAGAAGAAAUUGAACCAACCGACCAACAAGUCGUAUACCAGAACUAUCAACCUCAGUUCUACCAACCCCAAAUUCAAGCAAAUCAAUAUCAGACCCCGGAGCAACCUUUGCUCGUAGCUCAACCUCAACAGCCAUUCGCUUUUCAAAAUCAAGACCAGUUUUACCAAAACCAGUUUCUCCAGCAACAGUAUGAUCCUAGUCUACAAGCUCAAACAGCUCAACCAGCUCCACAAGAUGGUCAACCUUUACAAAGUGGUUUCGAUAUAAACCAACAAGGAAAUGACAUCGAUCAACAAGAGGAACAAGAGAACGAGCAAGAAGAAGAAGGUCCUAGGGUAACAGCAGUUGCCACAGCAUUCGGUACAAGGACCCAACCACGUGUUUUUGCGCAGUACGGCGCUCCUAUACCGAAAGUGCAGGAAAAUCCAGGACUUCGCACUACCACAGAAUCAGCAAUGCAGGAAGAACCUCAAGAUGAAGACGCUCCAGCAGUAGCACAAGCAACCGCUGUAUCCACCGGCCGAAGAAACGCUAAGCUAAGGAGCCGCCGGAUUCGACCGAUUUUCACUUUGGACCGAUCUGGACAUUUAGUAUUAGCGCAACAGCAAUAG
Pararge aegeria (speckled wood butterfly) is the source of this 2130-nucleotide messenger RNA. RefSeq names its product putative mediator of RNA polymerase II transcription subunit 12. The record is from RefSeq and is a predicted model, not a curated record. The coding region runs from base 1 to 2130 and encodes 709 amino acids. NCBI's taxonomy places the organism in Eukaryota, Metazoa, Arthropoda, Insecta, Lepidoptera, Nymphalidae. The transcript has 7 exons.